This is a messenger RNA of Neolamprologus brichardi, 4659 nucleotides long. The record is from RefSeq and is a predicted model, not a curated record. NCBI's taxonomy places the organism in Eukaryota, Metazoa, Chordata, Actinopteri, Cichliformes, Cichlidae.
AUGCUAUUUGGAGGCAUAUCCAUGGAGGAACAUAUAGACAUCUACAGAUUAGACAAUGGCACCCUGACGGCCGUUACGUAUCACAAUGAAGUCCUUGGACCCAUUGUCAGAUUCUAUGCUGGUGCAGUGGGUCCUGGGUUCCUCCUGGUACAGGACAGUGCCCAGCCUCAUGUGGCAAGAAUUGAGGAAGAAGAGCUGGAGAGGCUGGAGAAAAGGCUGGCAGGCUAUGGCAGACUGGGUAAACUAAACAGAGGGAGGGAUGGCAUGGAGCUGGUGAGGCUGGCAGGGAAAAGCAAACAGGAGAGCAACAACAAGAGACAGAAGGGAAGGGAGGUGUGUGACAGCCCACUGGUCUCCAGCCUGCCUCCAUCAUCCUUCAGGAGCUCUUCACAGCUGUCCACCAGCCAUGCGCCAGGCUUUGCCAAACUCAACAGAAGAGACGGAGCUGGAGGUUGGUCACCUAUUAUUUCAGACCGAUAUCAGUGGCUCGAGGUUGACUUGGGUGAGCGGACCAAGAUCACAGCUGUCGCCACACAGGGCCGGUAUGGCAGCUCUGAUUGGCUAACGUCUUACCUGCUGAUGUUCAGUGACACGGGGCACAACUGGAGGCAGUACAGACAGGAGGACAGUAUUGGGUCUUUUCCAGGUAACAGUAACGCAGACAGUGUGGUCCACUACAAGCUGCAGCAGCCGGCAAUCGCCCGCUUUAUCCGUCUCAUUCCUCUGGACUGGAAUCCAAACGGUCGGAUUGGACUCCGGCUGGAGACCUAUGGAUGUCCUUACACCUCUGAUGUGGUUAGCUUUGAUGGUGGCAGCAGCGGUCUGUUGUACUGGUUGACUUCUGGGCUUAAGCGGACAUCCAGAGAUGUUGUCACUCUGAAGUUUAAAGCCCUGAGGAAUUCUGGGACACUGCUGCAGGCAGAGGGACAGGAAGGACUCGGCCUCAGUCUGGAGUUAGAGAGAGGAAAGCUACUACUGCUGCUGAGACAAGGCAGGACUUCAUCCAAUGAACCCCAGCGCCUUGUUUCCCUUGGCAGCCUGUUGGAUGAUCAGCACUGGCAUCAUGUAGCAGUGGAGCGGCGUGGCUCUCACCUAAACCUCACUGUGGACAAACACACAGAGAGGGUUCAAAUCCCUGCAGACUUCAACCACUGGAGCAUUGAACAGCUGAGUUUGGGGGCAGUUCAGAGUGAAGUCUCUCAGAAACCAGUAACCUCCAAGAAGAACUUCAACGGGUGCCUGGAAAAUCUGCUGUAUAAUGGCCACAACCUGAUAGAACUAGCUAAAAACAAAAAACAACAAGUUACUAUUUCGGGCAAUGUCACCUGUGCUUCUCUGAAUGACGGUCAGUGGCAUUCAGUGGAGCUGAAUUCCAGACGAGGUCGUCUAACCAUCACAGUGGAUAAAGAGGAAAGAGACAGCUCUCAAGCCAGCCCAUCGUUUCCUGUCACUAUAGAAAGUCACCUCUUCUUCGGCGGUUGUCCAGUUGAAGAUGGCAGUCAGAAGUGCAGAGACCUGUUUGAUGUCUUCCAGGGCUGCAUGCGUUUGUUUACUGUGGACAAUCAAAACCUGGACCUGAUUAAAGUGCAGGAAAAGCAACUUGGAAACUACAGCAACCUGCAGAUUGACAUUUGUGGAAUCACUGACAGGUGUUCUCCCAGUCCUUGUGAACACGGCGGUCCCUGCAGUCAGUCCUGGACUGUCUUUCACUGCAACUGCUCUGACAGUGGCUACAGUGGAGCGACCUGCCACAGCUCUGUGUACGAACAGUCCUGUGAGGCAUACAAACACAAUGGCAACACAUCGGGACAUUUUUAUAUCGACGUGGACGGCAGCGGACCAAUCAAACCGCAGCUGGUCUACUGCAACAUGACAGAGGAGAACACAUGGAUGGUGAUCCAGCACAACAACACAGAACUGACCAGACUCCGACCAUUUACAGGCGUAAACCAGUAUUCAAUCCACUUUGACUACUCGUCUGAGGAAGAGCAGCUGUUGGCCGUUAUUAAGCAGUCGGAGCACUGUGAACAGGAACUGUCUUAUCACUGCAAAAAGUCCCGUCUCCUCAACACCCCAGAGGGCUCUCCACUCAGCUGGUGGUUCGGCGGACCCGGUGCAGGUCGAGUUCAGACUUAUUGGGGUGGAGCUCAACCGGGCAGCCAGCAGUGUGCCUGCGGCCUGCAGGGCGACUGUGUCGAUCUACAACACUACUGCAACUGUGAUGCUGACCGCAUGGAGUGGACUGAAGACUCAGGCCUGCUCACCCAUAAGGAGAGCCUACCUGUCAGGUCUCUGGUGUUGGGUGACAUACAGAGGCCAGGAUCAGAGGCUGUGUACAGGGUGGGACCACUGCAGUGUCACGGCGAUCGGAAUUUUUGGAAUGCUGCGUUUUUCGACAAGGAGACAUCGUACCUCCACUUUCCUACUUUCCACGGAGAGCUGAGCGCAGAUAUCUCCUUCCUGUUUAAAACCAUGGCCUCCUCCGGUGUAUUUCUGGAAAACCUGGGCAUCAAAGACUUCAUCCGGAUUGAACUGAGCUCCUCCACUCAGGUGGUUUUCUCCUUUGAUGUUGGUAACGGCCCGUUGGAGGUUCGUGUCGAGUCGAGCUUCCCACUGAAUGACAACCGGUGGCAUCGAGUCCGAGCCGAGCGGAACGUCAAGGAAGCGUCGCUUCGACUGGAUGAACUUCCUGUCGCCACACAGGAGGCGCCAGCUGACGGACACUUCCACCUGCAGCUCAACAGCCAGCUGUUCAUAGGAGGCACAGCAUCCAGGCAGAAGGGCUUCCGCGGCUGUAUCCGCUCUCUGCAGCUGAACGGCGUCACUCUGGACCUGGAGGAGAGGGCGAAGAUAACACCGGGCGUUCAACCCGGCUGCCCGGGUCACUGCAGCAGCUACGGCUCGCUCUGCCAGAACCAUGGCCGCUGUGUGGAGAGAGCUAAUGGCUUCCACUGUGACUGUAACCUGUCAGCGUACACCGGAGUCUUCUGCCAAACAGAGGUGUCAGCCAGCUUCAAGUCAGGAACAUCUGUCAGCUACACCUUCAAGGAGCCCUACGAGAUGAGCAGGAACAGCAGCGCUCUGCCAUCCUCCAUCUACUCUGACAUGACGCUCAGAGGAGAAAACGUCUCCCUGAGCUUCAGGACGAACCAGAGUCCAGCUCUGCUGCUCUACGUCAGCUCCUACUACAGAGAAUACCUGGCUGUGCUCAUCAAUAAACAUGAUAAGCUGGAGGUGAGAUACAAGCUGGACAGCAGCAGAGACACCGAAGUGCUGAGGAGCAAAGUGAGGAGCCUCGCCAACGGACAGCUGCACACCGUCUCCAUCAGGAGGCUGACAGACUCUGUGUCUGUGCAGAUUGACCAAAAUGCCAGAGAAGACUUCAACCUGACAUCUGACGGGGAAUUUAAUGCAAUCAAGUCGCUGGUGUUGGGCAGAGUGCACGAGUCUGAUGACCUAGAUGCAGACCUAUCCAGGUUGGCUUCCCUCGGUUUUACAGGCUGCCUGUCAGUUGUCCACUUUAACACCAUCAGUCCUCUGAAAGAAGCUCUGCUCCGCCCCAACUCCAGCCCCGUCAUCAUCACUGGACCUUUAGCUCAGUCCAACUGCGGCUCCGCAGCUUCUGCCAAUUCCUAUUCAGCUGAGAACACACACCACCUGUCAGACCAGUCUGGUUCAGUGGGUUCAGGUGUACCCUUAGUCAAUUCCAUCAGGAUUGACUCGGCCCUAAUUGGAGGUGUCAUUGCAGUAGUCAUCUUUGUGAUUGUGACUGCACUGGCGAUAACGGCCAGAUUCCUCUACCGGAGGAAGGAUACAUAUCGUAGCAAGGAAGUGAAGGGAGUCAAACAGGAGGACAGCCAAGACUUUCCUUUUAACAACCAGGCUGACUCCCAGAAUCUCUCCACUGAAAACCCAAAGGAGUAUUUCAUUUAACUGGAGGCCCGAUGACCCGAUGCACUGCUGGGCUUUUGGACCCGAAGCUGCAGACAGACGCAUCUUGACACGCCUUGGGACUUUGCAGUGCACUCGAGAGCCACUCAGACACUUCUAUGACAGAAGUGGCUCUGCAGCAUGUGAAAAGCAAAGAAGAACAAUUUUCACAGUGUUGUCUUUCUGUUGCUUAAUGUAAAAUGUGAAUACACUGAUGCAACAGCGUUGGACUUUAAGGGUGUUGAUAUACUUGUUCAAGCAACUGUAAAUAUUCAGCAACGUGAAACACUGAAUAAUGUCUUUGUAACAAUCUGGCUAAUGUUGAAAUGUUGGAAAUAAUGGAGGUAACAGUAUUUUUAUUGUGCAUGGGCAGGGAGAGUGUGAAGCUGUCUUCUGUUUGGAUUUCACCUGGAGAAAGAUGGGGAUGAACUCCAAACUGCCUGCGAGACAUUUGCCUGCAUUUCAAAUGAUCCAACAAAAGCCAUCCAUGGAUAUUUUAUAUUUACCUUUUUCAUGUUUCCAGCUAUUCUUCCCAGUAACUGGCUGUUUUUAACCCCUUCUCGAGUUUUCAUUAACGUUUGUGAGGUCAGUGGUCUAAAUAUACAGUAUAUGCGAAUUACAUCCGUAGAAAUUAUUCCUCAUCACACAAACACAUUCCAAAGUUAUGAGUUUGAUCACUGUUGACGGAAAAUGUGUAUCCUGACAAUAAGAAAGCAAUGUUACCACAAA